CAGUAUGUUCAGUGUUGUUAAAUCAUUUCUUUUUUUUUUAUUAGUUACUGUUCUUAUUGUGUUCUUGUUAGUGUGAUGUUUGAAUAAACUUGCCUGUUGCAAUGUUGGUAUAAUGUUUGUAUAAUUACUGUUAUACAACUGUUACUGUUUCAAUGUGACCCAGACCAUAUUUCUCAUUUAACAAACAUGUGUAGCUUAUAAUGUGUUGCAUGGCAGAGCAAUUACGGUAUAUUCAAUGGCUUAAAACAAAGCCAUCUGUAAAGAUCAGUGAAUGCAUAGAAAUCAAUGACAAGUGGUGUAGAUGGUUUUCCCUCUGUGUAAGGUCAUUAGCCCAAGUCCUACAAAAAAAUAACGACUGUAAUAGCAGAUGUUGAAGUUGUUAAAUCGUUAACUAACCAUUUGUAUGGAACAAUCGGUUAAGGUAAGUUAAGUGCUUGAGUCUCGACACUUUAGAGAAUGUCUAGCGCGCAACUUGAAUAAGCCAUGUGCGAUAUUACCCGGGCUCCAGCGCAACUUUCCUUACCAGGUGAAGCCUCAGGUAGCCUAGGAGUAGGACCAUUCAUACAGGAGCAAGCAAGAACGUUACCUUUUUCUGUCCUUGAUAAACGAAAAGACGGACCCGUUUCCACUGUAAGUGCAGUUUAUCAUUGCACAUUUACGAGGCAUUUCUUUUUUAAACUAUCUUUAUUUUCGAAAAAUAGACAAUGACAGAUUAAAUGAUAUUGAGCGGGAUAUUGACUGUAUUAUUUAAGGUGGUCAUACCGUACCUAUACCAUGUAUAUAACACAUUGAACAUUGAACACAAGAAAUGGAAGAAAUUCCAUUUAUGCGCAUGUACUUUCACCAUACAUACUAUCUAAAAAAUAAAAGGACCUGCAGGAAAAUAUAAAUACAGUACUCAAAAAUUGAGUUAACACGUUUCUGAUUGCUCUUCAGCUUCAGAUGCCGUAAGAGGGGUCUCUGGUCGUAAUCAGUCGCAAGUCCGUCCCUGACCAAUUAGCAUUCAUUAGCAGAAUGCUAGCGUGUAUGGCCAACAACGGCCCAAACUGUACGAAAUCGAAAGGACAUAAGUAGUCACUCAUUUGACUUUUGAACCAUAAUCUAUUUUGAACUUGCGGAAUCUACAAUAAAAUUUGCGAUAUUUCAACGACAAGCAGGUGAAAGAGGCAUAAUUAGCCGUUUAGCCCCAUAGACUCCCAUUCAAUCUGGACUCGCCCGCGAUCACCCCCAGUGGAUGUCUCAUGGAACUACAACCAAAAUCGGUACAAUGGGGCGUAUAGGGAGUGCCCAGGCUCUUUGUAGACGGGCUCUGCUUAUAGACUGCUUGAUCUAUCGUAAAGGUGAGAAAAAUGACGCUUUCACGUGAACGCGCACUGAACCUAAAGCGGAAAACCUGGUUCUACUAAUUGAAUCUAAAGUGAGCUUCGUGGUACCAUUUAACUCUGAUUGCGAGUUGCGGCUCUGUCGAGCCAGGUUUUCCCAAGAAAGCCUGGGUAUGUUCAGCGAGCUUCGUGGUAUAGGGCACAGGUCGGAGCAGGUUUUGCGCAGGUUAAGUUUGGAACAUAACACGGUUUUGGGUAUUUAAACCCGCGUUCACCGCAGAUAUCAUUUGUUCACAAUGGCAUGCCAUUUUGAUGAGAGGCCGGUUGAUAUCGGAGCGCAAACUAUUCGUGCAAUCCACCGGGAGCGAUAAAUAAGACAACGGCUCCACAUCUUGGCAUAUCCGGAUGACUUUUUGCUAGAGAGAUAUAGAUUCUCGCGCAAAUCUAAUAGCCUUCUCCAGCCUUACAUAGCCAACACUACCAAUCGAGGAUCUGUGAAGUUGAUGAAUUGUCACUUUUAGGUUUUCUACCAAGUUACCAAAAAAAAACAUUUGGAACAUUUGCGCUGUGGCACGGACACGGUUUGCAUGUGUUACUUCGAAGUCAAACUAAAUCUAAAAUACAAGAAAAACAGAAAAAACUAUUCAAUCAGUGGGGUAUCCUCACAUGGCCCCUGACUCUCUGAGGAGGUAACUCCAGGUACUCCCUCCAUGCCAGGGCGGCGGGCGCUCUGAAUUUAUGUCUAUUGCCAGCUCCUCCUCCGGGGUCAAGACAAUCUGAGGGCCAGAUCCAGUCUGCCGACUGUCGGCCUUUUUACGAUUGGCUUAUUGGAAUACCCCACUGAACACUCUAAUUUUGGAAAAAUGAAAUGUUUACGAAAAGACACGUAAACAUUUUGAAUAAAAUGGGGCCGUGCCUCCGUGAAAUGCCGCAAGAAAGCUGAGGGAUUUCCCCACUUGCAACUCGGAAGGCUGGUGUCCGAGGCAUCUGGAUCACACCAGUAGUCUCAGAUCGGGGGCGGGAUUCGGGCGCUCAACGCACUACGGAACAAAGUUAGUUUCGUAACACAGGCAAAGUGCUAUGACUAAAAGUAACAUUAUGUUAAGUUAACACAAAGAAAGAAGACGGCGGCGGAUACAUUGCCCAUUGCUUAAUGUCAACAACAAAACAAACUGUCAGUCUCGUGGAAGCUAACCCCGGAACUAACACGGUGCUAACAGGCUACAGCAGCUAGCUCAGGGUGACAGCGUGGGGACUGUCCCAAACACGAACAUUGACUAGAUUCGAGUUUCUGGAUCGGCGAGGAGCAGAAGUGUGAGAGGUCUGAACCACCUGUCGCCUUGAGAUGUCUUCGAGGGGAGGCUUCUCCAGCCCUCCGCUGAACGCGGCUAUGAACCCUAUGAUCGCUGGCCACACACCUGGGAUGAGGAUGGCCGGGAUGCCGCAUAACCUGUCGGGGUACCACCGGUCCAUGGUCGGUGUCCCUCAGUAUCAUCAGCGGCCAGGAAUGCAGCCCCACAGAGGAGGGGCCCCAUUAGGGAGUAUGGGGUCAAUGGGGGGCCAGAUGCCGGGGCCCUCCUAUGGUGGAGGGAACAUGGCCAUGCGUCCAUCCAUGGGACCGGCAACAAUGGAUCCCUCCAGAAAACGGUUCCUUCACCAGCAGCAGCAGCAGCAGCAGCAGCAGCAGCAGCAGCAGCAGCCUCAGGGGGCCAUGGUGGGGGCCCUUAGACGAGGGGCAAAAAGACGCAAGAUGGCUGAUAAGGUCCUCCCACAAAGGAUCAGAGACCUGGUUCCUGAGUCCCAAGCCUACAUGGACCUCCUGGCCUUCGAGAGGAAGCUGGACCAGACCAUCGCCCGCAAACGAAUGGAGAUCCAGGAGGCCAUCAAGAAACCCAUCACAAAGCGCAAGUUGAGGAUCUACAUCUCCAACACCUUCACCGCCGCCAAGCCUGAGGCUGAGGACCAUGAGAAGGUGGCAUCCUGGGAGCUGAGGGUGGAGGGCAAACUUCUAGAGGAGUUAAUGCUGAUGGAUGGCGACGCGAUGCACGCCAGGGUUUGGUUCGUGCUGGAAGUACUCGUCGGCUGUGUUACGGCGCUGGUGUGACCGCUUGAUUUGGAAACGAGACCCACUUAAGUUUCAAUGAAGGCACGCUGCUCUGAUAAAAAAAAAAAAAAGGUUUUAUACAUUGCGCUAAGUUUAAAUGAAGUUGCACCACAGAACU
Messenger RNA from Gadus chalcogrammus (walleye pollock), 3544 nucleotides. RefSeq names its product SWI/SNF-related matrix-associated actin-dependent regulator of chromatin subfamily D member 1-like. Gene Ontology annotation, cellular component: SWI/SNF complex; nucleus. Gene Ontology annotation, biological process: regulation of transcription by RNA polymerase II. The record is from RefSeq and is a predicted model, not a curated record. The transcript is spliced from 6 exons. The coding region runs from base 2668 to 3426 and encodes 252 amino acids. NCBI's taxonomy places the organism in Eukaryota, Metazoa, Chordata, Actinopteri, Gadiformes, Gadidae.